AUGACAACUAAUGCAGCUGAGUCUUUUAAUGGAGUUUUGAAGCGAUCACGAGGAUUGCCAAUACAAGCCUUGAUUAUGGCUGUCUACUAUAACAUUAUUUCAAUGUUUAUGAAGCGGUUGGAAUUCAUUGCAACUGAAGAGCAAGAAAACAAUAGUUUUUUUGCUCCACGUAUACAGACAUCACUAAAAAGAAUCGAGGAGGAGGCUAGACGCAUGCCAGAACCAAUCCGUCUCAACUUGCAUGAAUUUCAAGUUGUUGACAUGUCCUCUAGAUCAUAUCGUGUCGACAUAGUAGACGGGAGGAGUUGCAAGUGCAGUUGUGGGAAACCUUUGCUAUAUCACUUACCUUGUGAAAUGGCAACUGACCAACGACAUCGUAGAAAGAAGCGGACGACCGGUGAGCCCUCAGGAGAGGGUUGUAGUGAUGCUCCACCUCCAACUCAGCUCCAUCCAAGCAUUGCUUCGUUACAUGGCACACAUAGAGCAGCACAUCCUGAUGGGGGAACAAUAUUGGAAGCUGCAUCACAUCUUUUAAUGGUGCAUGAGUGGCCGAUGAAUUGCCCAAGAUUUAUGGAUGCUUUAAGAAUGGUUGGGCUAGAUUGUGUUAGCCAAAUGAGAUAUUUACGGAUGGACCACCAUUUGUUGACAGCCUUAGUGGAGAGGUGGUCACCUCAGACUAAUAGUUUUCACCUAACCGUUGGCGAGAUGACCAUUACCUUGCAGGACGUUGCUAUGAUUUUGGGUGUCCAUAUAGAUGGUCCUGCUUUGGUAGGUCAUGCUGUUGUUGGAGCUGGGAGACGUUGGCUUAGUUGGCCAGACUGUUGUGAUGACCUUCUUGGGAGCCAUCCACUACCAGAUGUUAUAAGCCAAAUGGAGGAGCAACCAGCAGGAGUUCUGCUGUUUACAGUAGAAAUCAGCUCCAAAUCAGAGGAAAACAGCUAG
Messenger RNA from Dendrobium catenatum, 942 nucleotides. RefSeq lists its product as uncharacterized. The transcript has 3 exons. Gene Ontology annotation, biological process: meristem maintenance; meristem development. Bases 1 to 942 code for a protein of 313 amino acids. Lineage: Eukaryota; Viridiplantae; Streptophyta; Magnoliopsida; Asparagales; Orchidaceae. The record is from RefSeq and is a predicted model, not a curated record.